AUGCCAAAAAACAUCAACUUGGUCGACUACAACUCGACAACAGCCUUCUGGACCUUCUUGAUCUACUGCCUGGUCGUGGUAUUCGUCGCCGUCUUCUUCCUCUUCUUCGCCAGCAGAGUCUUUGCCCAACUCCUCUCCAAAUUGAUCCGAUGGUUCACAUGGCGACACAUGAAGGCCUAUAUCGAGUUUGAGUCGUUGCAGAUUGCCCCACUGGGUGGACGGAUUCUGUUCAAAAACUUUCGAUAUCACUCCAGGAAUCAGUCCAUCACCGUCCUUCACGGAUACAUCUCCUUUCGAUACUGGCUGUGGAAUGUUAGGACCGAGGAUGACCCUAUACCCGACGAUUCUGCUGGAACAAAGAACUCUGGAAUGGGUAUGCCAGACGAGGACAACUGCAGAAUCACUUGUAACCUCGUGGGACUUGAAUGGUUCAUGUACAACAGGACACCGGCAUACGACAUUCUGGCAACGACACUUGGACUGAACCCAGACUCAAUGCCACUCGAAACACCAGACGCGACCAAUCCCAGCGUGUCAUUGAAAAUGGGUAAUGACGAACAGGACGACUCGGAAGACAGCUGGUUCAGGAGAUGCUUGCCAGUCAAAGUUUCUUGCGAGACUGGCGCCAUUAUCAUGGGAAACGCUCACUUGCCUUCACUUUUGGUCGCUUCGUUUCCAUGGGCGCAUGGCAUGUAUUCAGCCACCAAGGCUCGAUCGGCAUUGGACAAGUACAAGACGGUCCUCUUGGUGACUUUUGAGACUCCUUCAAUCGACUUUCGGCCAAACGCGGAUUACAACACCACGAUUGUCGGACGGCAUAUGGGACAGGAUACCCCCAAUAUUUCACAGUUGCCACCUCGUCGCCCAACAAGAAUUCAAAAAUUGAUCAGACCAUUGAAGGACACAUGGACAAGGCACUUUGGAGUAUCGAGGCGCGUAGCUGAGGAGUGGCAUGGAUUACCUCGCUACAAUCAAAACAUAUCACUCGACAAUCUCAAGGGCAACAAGUUUCAGGAAUACGCCAUGGUUCGCAACAUUCUUCAGUGCAGUAGUCUUGGCCUCCGAUACUACACGGAUGUAGCAGGCAAGGUCCCUGAGCGAUCGCAGCAACCUGAGGCCGACAUUGAUCUUCCUCCGGAGUGGAGCAUUGAAUUGCUUAUUGACGAGGCGGUGAUAUCUUAUGGACCAUGGGCAGAUCGACAGCGCUCCGAGAUUCAGAACUUUUACUUUCCCAACUCUUUUCGGAGCGUCGAGGUCACACCAGAGCCUCAGCCUGGCGAAGACCGAAUCCAUGCGGCGCUGCAAAUGAUGGUUACUUUCAGUUCCGACUUCACCAUCAAGAUACCCACGCAAGAGAUCUCCAAGGAUUGGAAGUACAACGAUCCGGAGUUUCAGACUGUGCAAGGAGGAAAGUCGAUGAGACCAUUUGGAUGGCUUGAGAUGAAGGCGGAACGUGGCUCCUUGAUAUCAGUCGACAUUCCUAUGAUUUACGGUACGGAUGGAUACAAGAAUGUCGUGCUUGUCGAGCUCUACAACCUCGUCACCACCUCGAGUGUCAACUACGCCCAAGUUCUCAGUCUCAAAGAGCUAAAGAUGGUGUGUCAACUGCAGAAUCCCUUGAUCUGGAAUGCUCAAAGGAACUGGGACUUUGAGUUUACUAUGGACUCGUCCAACAUUUUUCUGCUCAGAGACCAUAUCACCCUCAUCCAGGAUUUGAGCAAAGACUGGACAUCAGGGCCUUCUGUCGACAUGGCCCACUUUGUGCCAUUCAAGUACGAGUUUGACAUCAAGCUCCCCAACUUCAAGCUGUACACCUAUGUCAACGAGCACAAUAUCAUCAACGAGCCUACGGAAACGGAUGAGAACGCGUUCAUCAUUGCAUCUGGAACGACUUUGGACCUGAAGGUCGUUCUUCCUUUCGUGCAAUACAAUCCCGAGAUCACAUCUAUCGAGUUUGAUGUCGAGAUUAGCAAUGGUAAGCUGGAAAUCCAGCUGCCACUUGCUCAUACACUCGGCGAGUUCUCAACCAAGGACGCAAAGGAGUUUGCCCUCAUUCCGUCAGUCGCCAUCAAAGGAGCUUACAAGUACUACGACUUUGUUGAUCCUAGUCAUAUCGAAUCUCUCAACUUGGAUGUCAAGGGUCACGGAGUGACAGUGAAGCUGUUCGGAAAUGUCAUUCGCUACGUGCUUAUUCUGAUGGACAACUAUGCAGGACUCUACCUCAACUUUGUCACGAUGGAGGAGUAUCGGAUGAAGCGAAGUGACGCACCAGGCACAGAGAGGACGGAAAUGAAGCAAGCCAAUGCUAAGCCUCCAAGUGAUCCCUUUGAAGUCUACGUCCAUUUCUUGACCACGGACACGACACUGAUCUUGCCUGAGAACCUGUACAGCUGCGACAACUACUCUGAGAUCACCUGCGCCGAGCUGCAGCUCGAUCUGAGGAACCUCGACAUCUACAUGGAUAUGGAUGUCAACAUUAGUCCGCUGACUUGGAGCAGGCAUGUCGCCAAGAAGCCAGGAAAAUUUGGGGCGAAACCAUCCCGAAGCGACCAGAACUUCCUGUAUAUCGAUGGAAUAUCGGUUUACGCGCAUCGUCUGUUUGGUCCAUUGCCCAAGACGACAACAUAUGUGGCGAAUUGGAACCUGGACAUUGGAUCGAUCUACGGACAGAUCAAGCCCUCCUUCCUUCUCGGAGUGACCUCGUUUGCCAAAGCAUUCGCCUACAACUUGAAGGACGGCGACAAUGCGUUUCCACUGGAGUAUGCGACCGUGACGCCUCCAGAUAUCACGUUUGUAGAUCUGACGGUCAAGGAGGUUGACGUGUCAAUCUGGGGCGAGGAUGUUGUCAGUCAAAUUCUCCUGAAAGACGGUGUGAUCGUUCACUUUGACGAUGUGAUUAACGAACGAUACAUGGGUCGUGUUGUCCUCAAGCUGCAGUCGCUUCUAGUCCGAUCGAUGGCAUUGACAGAGUCCAACAAGGAUACCAACACAGGAGAAGCCGAUCCAAUGCACCAUGAUCAAGCGCCAUGGGUGGAAAUCGCUAGUCUAAACUGUGCGUUCGAUAUCACUGUGUAUACAGGAUCGGGCGACUGGAGGAUGCGACGUGAAAAACAGCAAAACUUUGUCCGUGAGCAAGAUCGAGAAACUCUGAGAUGUCCUUACAUUUACGCCAGGAAAGGACACGCCGCUGAUCAAGUUAUCCCGCACCCCAACUUUAAAGGCAACCACUUUGGAACGUUGUAUGUUCCUCCUUUGACAUCAGAUCCUGCAGGGAGUGGAGGCUCUUCGUUCAUUGAGGUAGCAACCGACAAUGGGUCGGUGUACGAGUAUGCGUCCAACGCAAGUUCAUCCAGGGAGAGCCAGAGGGCAUCAAUACGCAGAUCGGCAUCCUCCUUCUCUAUUGGACGCUCCAGUGACGAUGACUCGGACAGUGACGCAAGUUCAGAGGAUUCACAACGGUGGCAAGACAUCGAUUCGGAAGACCUUGAUCCUCGGUACUCUAGCGACGACGGGGGUUCAGACGCCGAGUUUGAAUCACCUGAGAUGUUACAAGUGCCAACCGAACCAGAAAUCAAGAACUCGCCGUCGUUUCCUGUCAGGUCGAUCCCAUACAGCAGUUAUCUCAAGAGAUACUCUGUUUCAGCGUCGCAUUCGUCUCAUCAUAGAAACCCCUACAUGCCUCCGCCCAGGGUCUUGUUCUCCCAGUCCAAGACGGGCGAAAUUCUGGAGGAUAUUCCACGACACCAUCCUCACGCCAAUUUCGACGAUGCUUUUGGUGUCAAAACUCGGUACGAUGGCUUAGGAUCAUCUGCACAACCAAAAGGACAGGAGGUUUCGGACGAGAAGCGAACAACCCUAGUUAUCGAGGCUACUCAAGAUGUCAAGAUCCUGUUGACACCUAUCCUUCUCAAGAUCAUCCAAGAGUUUCUCGAGGCCAUCAACGCAGAGGAAUGGGAUCUGGAGACGAUGCUGGAUGUCACUCAGAUGGAAUACGUUGAGCUGUUGACAAGCAUGCAGCCCACCAAGCUUCACUCUCAGCAGUUUGUCAUCAACAUCCCUCGCAUCCACCUGCGGUUCAUUCAGGAUGUCAUGAUGCCAGACGCGUUGAACGGUGGAGACGACAUCAACAUGAUUAAGACGCGGUAUGAACUCUCGGGAGCAAACCUUUGCGCCAUUGAUAUUGUCCUGGACGAUGCGGCCAUCCUUGGAGCGGUCAAGCUUGAGGACGAGGAGUUUGAAAAGUUUGACGCCACUCGUAAGAUCCAUAUUGCCUCCUUCAAGGUGAUCGAGUCCAGGGCCAACGUCGACUUUACAAAGUUCAAGCUCAACGCCCGCUUCGUCUCGACAUCGACAGCAAGGCUCUUUGGAAUCCCUGAUGCGCGCCACCAGUUCUCCCGUCUCGGAAUCAAUCACCUGUCAUACCUGAAUGAGCCUGUGAUUGCUGAUAUCACCUUUGAGCACUUCAAGCUGAGACUCGUUCGCUCGUCCAACCCCAACUACUUCUCAGCCAACCUGGAGAAGUUUGCGGUCAUGUUUAUCAACCAGUCGGCUGAGAUUGUCGCAGGAUCGAUUUGUUCUUGGUUGACAUUCCUUAAGGAUCUCAAAACCAUCCUGAACCGGUUCCAGCUUCGACGCUCCAAGCAGUUGCAGACGCUCUUCUCAGAGAUUGCUCGGUUCUCGGCCCAGAAGGCAAUCAACACCGAUCCCGUGUUCCUGACCCGACCCUCGGCGACCCUUCGACUGGGAACCUUGAUUUACCGCAAUGACGACGGCUGGAAACUGUUGGGACACAUUCGCCACUGCAUGGGUCUCAUGCCUGCUUCUCUACGAGACACUCUCCAGGAGGCUCUCAAAAAGCCAGAGCUAGAGGCGUUCAGUUCCGACAUUAUGUAUGACAUUGUCAUUGAUGCGUUUUCCAACUGGAGGAGCUGGGAGAUGGACGAUCUCAGGAAGUGCCGACUGUUCACCGAUGUGUUUGAGAGGAAGCCUUUGCCGAAUCUAUCGAACGCGACCCCCAAGAAGGAGGCUGUCCUCUACGAGAUUUUGCGCUUCUCUUCCAAUUCGAUCCAGCUGAGCCUAGGAGAGCUCGAGGCCGCGAUCUACGACGAGCAGAUGGAGAACAAAAUGAAAGUGUAUGGGCUGGAGUUUAUUUUCGAGUCGAGGUACAAGCAGGAUGCCCUCCCUCAGACUGGGCUGUUCCCAGGACAGCCUGUUUCUGCAGAGUCGAGUCGUCUCACGACGGGAUACUUAGAUAUUGCCGUCAAAACUGGAUUCAAGACGGCCGAGAUCGAUAUCAACCCUGUCAUUAUCGCCUUCACUCGACAUAUCCUCAGGAUCGAGCGCAUUUUUGCGACCCAGUUCAACAAGAUUCUCGAGCCCGUGGUUGACAAACGACAGGCAGAGGUCCGCAAGGUCAUCGAGAGUCCAUCGUCCCCGCGCCAGUCGUUACAACUGACUCGCGAAGCUCUCAAUGCCGCGAAGCCAGUAGAGGAACCAACCAUCUUGGAGGUCAUUGAUAGAUUCGACAUCGUUUUCAACGGCAUGGCUGUUGUUGAAACCAUCCGCAUCACUUUGACCGCCCACAAUUUGACUGCCCAGGUCAUUGUCUCACAGAUCCAGAUUUCAGCCCUCAAUUUUGCCAAGCAACGGUCAUAUCCAAACCAGGAUAUCGAGGGCAUCUCGGUGGCGAAGAGCUCAGGAUCGAAUCCUGAUGGAUCAGCGGCUGUCAGGUCUGGCAUCAACAAAUUGAUUGCUUCAGUGGCGACCAACAUCAACAGCAUCAACUCGUCCCUCAAAGAACGUAUCUACUCCAAAGACAGUGCGACGUCAGCGCCCACCAAAGAGCUUUUGACAUUCGGCAUCACCGGCAUCAACUCCGAGGCGACCCUCAGUCAGUUCACACCGGUCAAGCGUCCCAAGCAAACAAAGGCCAGCGUCCCACGCGAGGUCAUCAACCUCCUUGUCACGUUCAAGCAGGUCACCUUUGCCCUUCCUCGCAGCAUUCUGAAACUGUACCUCUUUGCCAAGGACUGGCGAGAGGAGAACAUGCAGAGUUUCGACUUUUUGUUCCAGGGCGUCAUGAACGAGUGGGAGGCUGAUCGCAAGCAGCAACCCAAGAUUGUUGCCCCAACUGUCCCACGUGAACUAAAGGUCCAGGUCGUCCUCAAGUCAUUAACACUCGAGUCGCAGAUGCUGCCGUCGCUCCUUUUCCAAUAUGAGGCCGGAGAUUUGAUGUUUAUGCUCCAUGACAUUCCACCAGGCUUGCCGUUCUCCACACCACAACUCACCUACACGGCCCAACUGCUCCGACAAUCUGUGGACUUUAUCGCCAACCAACCUAAGACUAAGGGCGCAGAAAAGUCGAGGCUCAUGGAGGAUAAGCACGCAGCCAGCUUCUCCCUUCCAGUCAUUCGCGCCUCAGGAAGGGUGAUGAAUGUCAUCGAUUCGGCCGCCCCGGCGAGGAACAGACGGUCUUCGAUUACUGCCUUGGCCCGCGGAUCUCGCCACCCCAAGAAGCUCGAGUCGUCGGUCUCCUUCGAUUUUGUGGAGAUGACACUGAACGUCAACAUGCUGGACCAUAUUCUGACGGCGCAGUCGCUUCUGGGUGCAGAGUUGAACGAGCUGAUUGAUAUUCUCGGAAAGGGAGGCAAUGCUGCGACUACGUCCGCUUCCCCAACGGUUGCUCCCGUAUCCAGCCCCUCUGCUCUACUCUACUCCGUCAAGGUGUCUCUGGUCGGGCUCAGUAUCGCAGCUAUAAGUCCCUCGGCGGUUCUCUACUUCGAGUCGGACUUGCUCAAGGGUGUCAUAACCAACAACCCCAACCCGGCCCCUGUGCCGCCUUUCCCCACCGAUAUUGUCCGGAGCAGACUGGCUUGGCGUCUCUAUGCCCAGAGUAUCACCCUUUCCUUGAACCACCACAUUGGCAACAUUCGCCUCGGAUCGCGCGCAGAAGACAUUCGCGCCCGGAAGCUUCGACUCGCGUACAUCACGAUCAACCUGAACGUUCAAAACUUCAGUCCCAACACGUCCGACAAGACUCGAUUUGCCGAAAGCUCGGUCAGCUCCUUCUAUGUUAGCCUCUUGAAAGUCCAUGCUUUGAUGCAACCCCAGUCAGUCAGCAGGAUCAUCGGCAUGUACUCUUAUUACACGCACGAGCUGGAGAGGCGCAAGGAACUCAAGGCGACGGAUAUGACCAAGCUGGCGGAUAACACCAAGAGGAUUAUCAAGUCUCUAGAUGUAGAAGUCCCUGCCUACAAGGACAACGCCCGUUCGAUGCUGGAGGCCACAGAGAUCUUCUUGACUAUUGACGAUGUGGCCGUGGCGAUUCCACUUGACCGACGUGAGGACAUCAUGGAUAGCAGCGAGAGACUGGUUGAGGCGUUCCUGAUCUCGGCUACCUCCAUUUCAGUCCUGACCAAGAGUGGUGAGACUUCUUCGGGAACACUCAGUCACCUGUGCGCACAGUUCGUUCCACGGUUCGAUCAGAGCAAAGACGACCAUUUCAGGUCUCGCAGCCACCCCAAGAUGAACCGCUUGUCGUUCCCCAACAUCUCCUGUCAGGUCGAGGCAAGUAAGGAUUCACCGGGUCACCAAAAGAUCGCGUCCAAGGCAUCUGUCUCAGGUUUCGAGCUGGAUAUCGACCCCACCAUUGUUCGGUACAUCAACACACUCACCGAUGUCUACGACAACAGUAAGGACCUGGUAAUCUCCUUGAAUGUCGAGCAAGCAGCCACAGUCUCGGCGACCAACAAAUUCGACGGUGUCUCUUCUACUUCGACUCCCAAAAGCGAGCUCCCGACGCCUCAAUUGUCAUCCAACGUCAUUUGGAAGAUCGAGAACACCUUCACGUGCAGUAACAGCGUUUGUCGCUUCUACCCCAAGAGCUAUAUCGCCAAGCUGCCCAAGGCUUCCAAGUUUUCGGAAUCAGAGUCCAACUUUGCACAUGUUGGUGCGGAGGUAUCCGGUGUGGAUCGGUUUGUCAUUCCAGGACUGUCGCUCUGGACGACUCUUCGUAUACCUCUUGGAGACAACCUGGCCGAAUUACAAGCAGCAGGACCUCCAAGGAUUCACGCCGAGGUGAACAUUCAUUCGUGCGAGAACACGUUCUACCCGUCGCUGGUGCCGUUCUUCCAAGACAUUGUCACUGGCCUCAAGGUCGGCAUCCGACGACAGCGCCAAUACUCUGACACCGAGACUGUCGUUACGCCUGCCGGUCCUUCAUCUCAUGGAAAGGAAGGCAGCAUGACUUUGGUCUCAACAUCGAAUUCGGGACCUGAUGGCACCCUUCAGCAUGUCACAGGGAAGAGACAAGAGCUGGCGGUUACGCUGUACCUGUUUAUCGAAAAGACCAAAAUCGAGUUCAACUGCCAGCCCAUGGCCAAAGUGAUGUCGGUGCUAGCGUUCGAGCAGGGCAACAUUUUGAUGAGCUACAGUUCGGACCAUUCAGGCAACAACUCGAGCACGAUCGCUGGAACCUUCGAGGGAGCUUCCUCGGACACCCAUCACAUCUUUUCUCAGGACAAGGGACUCAAGCUGGAGGCCAAGGGCAUGAUAUUUAACGCCGUUGCGGAAACCAAGCGUCAGGCGGAUGUCAACAAGAAGACGCUAUCGGUCACAAUCGAUUUCGGGCAGAUUGGCUGCGACUUUGAUAUGCGUCAAGCCGAGAUCUUGGUGCUUAUGAAGAUGAUUUGGAUGGAUCAGGCCAACUACCUGAUUCGUGAUAGUUUGACGGUUAGUCGCUCGACUUCCAGCACCCAUGGAUUCGAGCCCUUGAUUUCCUCGCAGUCUGCACAUGAAGGGCGGAUACCAUCCAUUGGCGCUGGAGGACCGCUCGUGCCUGGCAAGAGAGAGUCUAGCUUUCUGGGCUACAAUGUUUUUGUGGUGGCGCGACUUCAGCAGAUGCGGAUUGCUGGAGACCUAGGCUCGCAGAUCGGCAAGAUGGACUUCAAGCUGGACGAGGUCCGAUUGCGCACCAAGCUUCGGCCCUUCCAUCCACGAUCGGCGUCCAUCACGACUGGCCCUCUCGAUAUCCAGUUCUUAGCCAUGGGACGGGGUUGGUUGGAGGGCUAUCUUGUGCUCGAAGGAGUGACCGUGCAGACUCUCUCCAAGGUCAAUCGACACCAGACGUUCCCUUGCUCGAUCAUGGAGGUUGUGGUCCAGACUAACAAGAUCACAUCGAUGUUGACGUACGAUUACAAGAAGUUCUUUAUUCUGGCGGUCGGACCUGCUCGGGUGGUGCUUCAGGAUCAUUGGAAAGGACCCAACCUCGAACAAGAUGUCUCGCAAGCCAUCAUUGCUCAUCUUCAAGGACUCCGACUGUUGGCGGGCGCAAAGACUGUCCCAGUUUUCAAGACACUGUUGUCGCGUAUGACGAAUAUGCUGGAACAAAAGUUGUCUGCCGCCAAGGAGGAGCUUCGGAAGCCAUUGCUCACACCCGCGAGUCUGCAACCGGAUAUGCCACAACUGAGACGGUCUGCCUCUCAGGCGAGUGGAGUAAGCGUGGCGAGUCUCGCCAGGGGACCAGCAUGGUUUGGGGUUGGAUUUGUCCAGAUCUCGUUUGGCAACUUGGAUCUUUCGUUCUUCCCGUACUUCCUGUCUGACAAGGAGUGUACCCACGCGAGCAUCCAGGGCUUCAAGGUCAGGAUGGACCGGGACCUUAUCAUCAACGAGGGCAUCCUCAAGCCGAUCAUCCAUCGACUGACGACAAUCAAUCUGGCAUUGCUGAGUCUUCAAAAGUACACGCUGCAGGUUGUGGACCAGAAUGCUGUCAACGCUCUGACGCUCGAGCAGUGGUUUGAGCGUAUCCGUAACCCAGGCUCGACCACGAUCGCCAAGCUGCCCGUGACCAGCCAGUUGAUGGAGUCGUGGCAGGAGAUGGACAGUCUGGUGAUUGAGCACAAUUGCAAGACGGCGUUCGCGGGUCUGAUCGACAUUGCAACGGACUAUCGACUCUUCCGAGGUGUCGAGAAGAACUUCCAGCGGUUCUUGGAGGAGCUCAGCAUCAGGAACUACAAGGAUCUUCGCAGCCUGGAGGGCUCUGGAGCGGUGCCCAGUGCUGCAGGAGGUGUUGUGUCGAGCGAUGGCCCUGUAGAUGGGGUCGCCGUAGGAUCGGCGUUGGAUCUGGUUGGAGGUGGAGGACAGCCCAUGUCGAGACUCAACAGUCAGGAUCCAUCGUCGUUGAUAACUGCCGCGGCAAACCCAGAUUCGGCUGCCGUCCCCAAUAUACUGAUCGAUGGAGCCGUCAAGGAUACGGGAGUCGGAGCUAGAGUGUUACCGUCCAAAUCGGAUGCUUCCCCGACCGGAUCGCCCUCCUCGCCCAUUCCUACGCAAAACGAUUCUGUGGGAGCAACGGUGGCAGCAGACGGAUCGGGAUCGGGAUCUGGAUCAAACUCGGUGUUGUCGUCUACGUCCUUGGUGCCUACUGUCUCGUCGUUGACAACACCAGCACUGCCGAUCGAUCUCGAAACUGGAUUGCCCAUAGUGCCCCUUACCAAAGUCCUCAGCAAUACCAGCGCAACUGGCUCCACAGUCAACGGCACUUCUUCGGCGCCCAACGGUGAUGGCAGCAACAAUGACGAGGAGUCAGGACCCAAGUUUAUUUUCCAGUCACGAGAGCAGAUUGUGUUCAAGCCUACGUUGGAUAUCUUGCCCAACACGCCGUUGCCAUUGGGUCACCUUGGAUUCAAGAAAGAGGACAUCCCGCCGAUUGUGCAUAUUGUGACGACGGGUCUUGAAACGGGUCUGUUGAUGGUGGUUGAGUUCCAUGAGAAGAAGGUUGGGAUGGCGGGGUUGCAUGAUCUCUGGGAGGGGAGGGUUAUUAUGGACGAUGAGGAUCAAUCGUGA
Messenger RNA from Linnemannia hyalina, 10842 nucleotides. Lineage: Eukaryota; Fungi; Mortierellomycota; Mortierellomycetes; Mortierellales; Mortierellaceae. The record is from the annotation of a GenBank genome assembly.